GGAGAGGAGAAGGUGGAGGAAGAAGAAGCAGAAGAAGAGAGCAAACCGGGACGAGCUCGCUUUCGUUUGCGUUCCGCGCGUUGUCCGCGAUCGGUGAUUCCACGCUCACGCAGAAUCGCGCGCGCGUCCUGACCGCGUCCUGAUCCGAGGUUUCGUUCUCCGGUCUGCUGCUUCUCGGGGUGCGCGAUGUGCUCUGACAAGGUCCGCGUGGACCACGGAACCGAUCGCUGAUCGCCGGCUGACGUCGCUGUUUUGCGCGUCGCUGUCAGCAACGACGCGCUUUGAUCAAAACGGGAUCAGGCAGGCCGACCGGCUUACUCAACUUCAUUGCAUAUAUAGACUUUAUCUGCGGCAACGAGGAAGAGCCGGGGAGUGCAUUGGUUGCAUCAAGCUCCGUCGCGUAGUCCGCGGCUGUCAUCGCGAAGAUGAAAGUCGAUCAGCUCGGGCUUCUUCUCUGGAAGAAUUACGUUAUACGCAAGCGGCAGCCGGGAAUCCUAGCCUUGGUUUUUCUCUGGCCGGUGGCGGUCUUCAUGCUCCUCUACACGCUGCGCGAUAACGUCGACCCGGAAUAUUAUCCAACAUGUCAAUUUCCCGCAAGGUCAAUGCCGCAGGACGGGCUCUUGCCUUUCGUGCAGAGUUACAUAUGCAGCGUCGGUAAUCCCUGCGACCCGCUGGCGGAAUACGAGGAAGUGCCUUCGUACAGGAACGCCACUUUAGGCCCUUUAAUGACGGAUCUGCAGCCAAUGCUCAAUAACAUGACGAUUAUCUCCGCCGUGGAGACGCUGCCGCAGAGUAUACAGCUGCUGAAGUCGAUGGCGCAGAUUCUCACCAAGCCGGAGAUCAAGACGUUUUUCGACAGGGGGAUUCUCUUGGGCGAUCUGUUCAACAAUCACAAGGAGAUCAAGGACCUGCUGAAAUCCCAAAUGCCGAACGCGAGGGAGGGAUUGAUUGAUGGAUUGUUCGAGUUGUCGGUGAAAUUAAUAUAUCUGAUCCAAACUUUCGGCUCGUCCAACAUCGACGGGGUCGUAUGCUCGGCGGAGAGCUUGAAGAAAUAUUUGAUUGUGCCCAGAGAGGAGGAUUACGCGGAAAUUUCAGACCUCUUGUGCAAUAUCGAUUCCAAGGCGAUCCCCGACAUUCUGGAGAAUCUCUCGAAGCAUCUGGACUUUAGCGGCCUGCUGGAGAUGGUGGACCGCGCGAUGGCGCAAUUUCGUCAUUACAACUUCUUUCAGGAUCUGAAGCGGGCGACGGAAAUCAUUCUGGAUCUGAAAACGACCAAGAAGUACGUACCCGAGUACCUGAGACUGCGCGAGUGGCUACCAAGGAUGAUCCUGGCGUUCGAAAACGUAACCUUCAAGGAGAUCGACCUCGGCUUCAUCAACAAAGCCAUUGUUAUCUUGGACCCUGUGUUUACGCAAGAACGGGACUGGUCCACUGCCCGUGGCGGCUUUUUGAAAAUAAGCAGACUGCUAAAAAUGGUGAAGGAAGUUCUAAAGUACGGCAAACUCAAUUCCACGGAUGAUUUCUUCAGCGUGAUGGAUCGGCUGGGAGGAGCGAUAAAGACUUUCGCCUCGGACGCGGAUAAUUACAACAAUAUCACGCAGAUAUUGGAUCUGUCCUUCUUGAUCCUACAGGACGGCGUCAAGCUCACCGACAGAUUGCUGGAACGCCACGUCGGCGACUUUGAGCUGGCCGCCGAAGUUUUCGAUGGACUCAGAAACUUCUUUCACGAGAACAUAGUGAAUUCGAUGACGUACAUUGUGUCGCUGAUGGAUAACAUCGUGCAAAUGACUCAUCACGUUGCAGUUCUCCACGAAGACACUCUGAGAAGACUGUACGAGGUGUCUAGGAAACAUCAGGAUUUGGUUCAGCAGAUCCUGACGAAUUUAGACUCCAACGUGUACAGGACGAUCAUUCGGUCCUUCUCGCGACUGGAUCUCUUGGAGCGUCUGAUAGAAGAUCUGCGCGAAGCGAGACCCGGCGAAGUACUCUGUCGUAGGAACGUGACGAACGAGAUAUUCGACAAUUUCGUCGAGUUCAAAGACAAGUCCGAUGAGAUCGAGAGGUUACUCUGCAGCGAUUCCGGAAAAGAAUUGAUCGCCGAUGUCUACGACAGCUUCGAUCUGGACAAAUUCGAGAGGAUCAUGGGCGACACUCUAUCGACCCUGGUCACUAUGGCGUUCAAGCAGACCGUCAGGAUCCAGAAUACAAACUUAACGUCCGUCGUGAGGCACGUGAGAGAGUUCGUGGCGUAUUUGGACGCGCGUAAGGUAAAAUACUUGGAUUGGUCCGUCUUCCGGGUCAACGACGACUGGGCUAAAGCCUUCGAGGAGACGCAAACUCAAGGCAGAGUGGAUAUUCUGGGGAUUCAUCUGAGCGUAGCGAAGAUGGUGGGCUCUAGCAGCUUGUCCUACGUGACUAUCAAACCGGACCUGGAGAAGAUGAACAUACUGGCGAAAGAGAUCCUGCGCAUGCUGCGCGUUAAUUCCGCCAACUGGAUCACGGAAGUGUCCCGGCACCAGGCCGAGUUGAUCGAGUCGUUCUACCUCACCGUGACGGACAGACAGAAGACACUGCAGAUCCUGACGUAUCCGAAUUUCACCAAGACCCACUGCACGGACCCGAAUCCGCCGGCUCUGUUGAACUUUCCCAAGGAAUCGAACGCCACGCUCCUCAGGGGACUGGUGUGCUCCCUAUCGAAAUUGGUGCAGGCGGGUCUGGAGGUGAACGUGACCGACAUCGCCAUCGAGGAAGGAAUCGCUCGCUGGAAAGGAGACGAGAAAGGGGGAGGAUUUAAUUGGACAGCUUUCAACGAGAAGAUCAUCGAGAUUUACCAGUAUAUCGACGUGAUGGUGCGUCGGGAGGACCAGCGGUACGACUCGAAGAGAAUGGAAAAGUUGAAGCGGGACUUUGAGCUCGCGUGGACGAGGGACGUGACGGUGAAAGAUGCGUGGGAAAUCAGCGUAGGUUUAAUCUGCAAGCUCUUUAGCGUGAUGGAGAGUCCGGUGUUUGGGAUACAGAGGAGACAGCACUGGCAGGACAUUUACGGGGUCGCGUGGACGAUAUCGGUGAUCUUCGAAAAGACCGAGAUGAUGGUGGACGAUAUUCAGCAGAACCGGAACAAGGUGAAUCUCAGCAGUGUGCUGCAGGACAUGCCUCAAACCGAGAUACUCGUCGGCACGUUCCUGAGAAAUUUGCCUCCGAUCAUCCUCGACCUGAUCGACAUGAUCACGCUGAAGCCGGCUAUCGUAUCGGUCGUCGAGGACUAUAAGUUGCGCGAACGGCUCUGGCCCUGCGUCAUGAACGAGAGUGUCGGCAGCGUGCUGGAGCUGAGAAACAAGAGUCGCGAGAUCGUGCGGGAGAUUGAACGUAUCGCUUGCAAUCCGGGUCUCUUUAUCAAGGAGUGGACGAAGCAGCCGGAAGUGAAGAAUCUUCGAAAAGUGCUCGACCACGAAGAGAACGUGAAUCUCCCGCCGUUCAACUGGACGAUGGGCUACGGCAAAUUCCGGCGGUUAUUGGAGAAGCUCGACAACCUGAUAAACAGCGCCAAGGAAGUCGUCCUGGCGGAAGAACCGAACUUGAAGAAAUACGUCAACACAAUCGUGGAAGGAGGGAACGACAUAAUUAAUCAGAGACUGUCGUCUAUCGAUACGAAGGGCAUCCUGGAUCAUAUCGACUCGGAGAUCGACAAGACGGUCAAAGCAUUCAAGAGCGAUCUGUCCGCCAGUAAGAUUUGGAGAUCGACAGUCAACGAGACUGAUCGCAUGCUCAUACUUCUGAAGUAUGUCUCCAACUUCGUUCACAAAGGUGCGCGAGUCGCGACCAACAUACUGAGUAAAGGCGUAGGGAAGAUCAAUUUGCUGUCCUUGCUGGGAUUCGACAGCACAACUCCCGUCGCCAUCUUCCACGAUCAGCUGCCUUAUAUCCUGUCGACGUUGUUGAACGGAAUAUCCGACCCCACGAUCGACGACAAAAUCGUGAGUUUAUUGAGGAACAACACCGCGAUUACGUGCUCGACGCUGUUCGACUGGCUGUCGGACACCAGAGUCGGCUUGAGCGUGGCGGACUACAGAACUUUGAAGAAUUUCACCUGCGAUCUCGACCCCGAAAACUUCAACGUGUAUACAGACUUCUACAUGGUGGAAAUGAUGGUCUGGAACAAGCCCGCUAGCAGUUACCGAUCUCACAUAGUCUCGAUGUUCGGCGACCUGUACGAUUUCGCGAAAGCCAUCACUCUCGCCAUCAGGAAUGGCGUAGUCAUCGAGCCGCCCUUCUCGAAGCAAUACUUGGACGAUAUGUUGCACAAAUUAAAGGAGACGCUGGAGAUCCGACAUUCGAAGAGCACUUUCCACGAGGAACUGAAGCCGGACCAAGGAUGGGCCAAUUACAGACUGCUGCUGGAAGGUAUAUCGGAGACUCUGUUGCACAUUAACGACGCGCUGAAAGAUGAGAAGAUCCGUGAUGACCACAAGAUCGAGACGUGGGAAUUGACGCAAAACGGCGACACUCGGCAGAUGCUGAAAAUUCUGGAAGCUCACCCCGAAGAGACCAUCGCGCUAGUCGCCAGCCUCAGUACGUUCAACCACACCACCGGCGAGUUCCUGCCAUUUAAGGAUAUCAGGAAGACCAUGUGCACUGCCCACUUUGUCUCUAAUUACUGGUUCGAGCCACACAGGGUGGAUUUCCUACAGAAGGUGUGCUCCUUCGAUCCUUAUCAGCUGUUGAGGACUGCCACAAGCGACGAAUAUUAUGACGUUAUCGUAGGUCAAACAAAUGUCCUGAAAUCGACGUCGCUGGUGAUGUCGUUGACAAAGUUAUUGGACACCGUGUCGAACAUCACGAGAACCUCGCCGGGGCUGAGUCUCAGCUCGAACAUCUUCAACGUGACGACGUGGCAGAAUCUGUCCAACGAGACCUGGGCCUUAAUCCUCAAGUCUGAACAAUCUUGGAUCCACGAGUACCAGCACUCGUCCUGGUACAGGUUCGACGUGAAGUACGACCACCACCGCUACUACAUGGACGCCGGCAGGCUGUUGCAGUUACUGGAAUCCGUGAUCGAGCUCGCUUCCGGCGGAGACAUUUGGCAGAAGCUUCGCGUCAUGCACGAAAGCUCGAAGCUCAAGCCGCUGCUGAACCUCGUGGAGGAUAUGCCUAAUCUGCUGAUCACCGCCGUCGAAACCUUCGUCUCGUCCGAGCGACUGGACGAUUUCUUGCAGAGGCUCUUGUCGGGUGAGCUACAUCCUUGCGAUAUCGAUCGCUAUCUGAUUCCACCGAGCUACAUGAGGAGGAAGGGAAUAUUGUCCAGCAUCACCAACUUCUGCCAGAAGAUCGUCAUGAGCGACAAGGGUCUGACGUGGACGGAUAUCUUGCCGUUCGAUUACAAGUACAAUCGGAGUGACGGCCAAUUUGCAACUAACACGACCGGUUCGAGCGUUUCGGGCUCGACGAGCGAAAUGCAGCUGCUGCAGAAGUUGCAGGGAUUCCAGACGACUUUGAUCCGCGGAAUCUCGUCGGAAGGUAACAGGCAACUGAAGAUCCCCACGUGGUGGACGUCCUUCGAGGAGAGCACUUAUAAGGACUUCGUCGCGCAAUACAAAAGGAAGGACAUGAGAGUUUUCGCGGAUUCAAUGGUGAAGAAAACAAUGUCGCUCUUGAAGAAUAUUUUGAAGACUAGUUUCGAUGUCAAAAACUGCUCGUGGUGCGUGACGCUUCCGAUAGAGAUUUUAAAUUCGCAGUUGUCGCACCACACUCUCUACACGAAGCUCCUCUGUAAGCUGAAUCGCCUGAAGAUAUCGGAGAUAGAAAAUGUCCUAACGAAUGACUUCAAUUGGAACAAAACGGCCACCAUGGUCAAGGAUUACAAAUAUUUGAAAAAGAAUAAGACGCUGGACGAGUUUCUGGACACGCUCGAGAGCACUCUGCGCCACGUCGCCAACAUUAUAAUCGAUUUCCAAAAUGAGACGUACCACGAGGAGGCGACCAAGUGCUUCGACAGAUUCAUCGGCAGCCCUGCGUAUUCCCGACCAGGCUUAUACGUCAUGUUGCUGCUGAGCAUACUGGAUAUGCUGGAAAAGAACGUUUACCUCUUGGACUCGUUGGCGUAUCACGAGAACAUCAACGACUUGACGAGAUUGGCCGAGAAUCACGUGCCGAUUUGGAUACCAUUGCGCGACGUGGUGAAGAAGUCCGACCUCGCUGAGAUCGACGCUCUGUUGCCGAAUGCCACAAUCAACGUGAACGCGAUUGUCAGCAAAGUCAACGCGAGUGCGUGUCGCACGAAGAACGACUGCCGGAACGCGAGUAUCUUGUACGAAUUUCUCAGCUCGAAGAGAGCGGACAAGGUUUUGCGUUACGACCCGAAGGCAGCCAACUAUCCGACGGUGUCCGAUAUUUCGAGCCGGUUGGCCCUUAGCCUGGAUGUGGAGCUCAUAAGUCGGCAGCAGCCGUUUUGGCGCUCGCAGGCCUCCUGGGACCUCACCUGGCUGAAGGAAAUCCUGCGUCAUCUGUCCACGGUCCUCGGAGAAGGCGGCAAUCUGCUGGACGUCGCCAGUAAAAUAGAUUUCGAGGACGUUUCCAACGUUCUCGGAGUUCCCGACCUCGCCGAUGGUAUAAUCAACAUAUUGAACGAUAAGACAAUCGAUAAGCUGUUUGACGGGAUGAAGGAACUCCUCGACGACAUGAAGCCGCUCUUGCAGGAUCAAGAAGUAAUCGAUGAUCUGCACAGCAUGAUCACGGCAUUGGAAUCAAUGGAGAUUUUCAAGAACUUGGGGCUGCUGAACAUGAAAUACGUUAUCAAGGAAAUGUUCGACAAUUGGGACGUCGUGAGGACGUUUCUAAUGGACAAGAUUAACGUCACCAAGGAGAUUCUUCACACACUGGCCGAGGCCAAGGUAGACAUGAUCUCGGUCUUCAUGAAGGAGCGCGGCGCAAUUAGUCUGAAAGACUCCAUCUGCUCGCCCGAGAAACUCGGCGAUAUGUUAUAUUUCAAUAACAGCCGCGUGACUGUCGAUGAAGUUAGCUCCGCACUUUGCCAAUUGAACGACUCGCAAACGCAAAACAUCGCCAUCACGUUGCUCAAGAACCUAAACUUUGGUUACAUCUUUAAAAAUUUAAUGAGCGCCAACGUAAAGAACAUACUGGCCAACGCGAACUUAACCGAGACCGAAGGGAAAGUUGUGCUGGACAAUCUCGGCGUUGCCUCGGAGUUGUUUCCAUUUUUCAAAGACAAACUAACGGCAGGCUUUCCUUCCGAGACAAAGAUGAAGGAAAACAACGAUGAGGAAACCGAGGGGACCACCAUGUCCAAUUCGCAAUUUCUCAAGGAUGCCAGCGAGAUGCUCUGCGGUAAGACUCUGAUAUCAGACAACGGACAAUUUUACAAACUUAUCACCAGCCUGGAGGACAGCAACAAGGCGUAUGAUCGGAAGGAGCUCGAUUCUCUGCCAAAUGAUUUCUGCAGACAGACAUACAAAGAUGUGCUCGCUAUGCCCGGCGGCAAGAUCAUCUGGUCGUACGUUAAGCCCCUGUUACGCGGCCAGAUUCUUUAUGCGCCCAAUACUAGAGCGAUCGCCGAGAUAAUGGCGCUGACGAAUGAAACUUUCGUGCAGAUGGAACACUUCAGCAUGCUGAUGAAUAGUUUCGAGAAGACUCUCAAGUCUCUGGCCAGUCUGUCGGAGAUGGGCGAUAGUUUGAAGGAGUUACAGAGCAUCUUGGCCUCGGACGUGAUGAAAGUCGCGGUCAAGUCAAUGGGAGGCGGCAAUUUCGAAGGCGACUUUUCGGAGCUGAAUCUCAGCGAGAUCGCGUGGCGGCUAAAGAGAUCGACGAAGCUGAUCUCGAUGGUGGGCAUGUUGAACGACAUGAUGGGUUGUGUGCUGGUGAACAGAACGAUAGGAUUCGCCACAGAAGCGGAACUGGAGGCGGUUGCCAGCCGCUUAACCGACACCAACGAGUUCUUGGCCGGCGUGAUUUUCCUCAGCGACUCCUCGCCACGCUCCAAAAGAUCCUCGGAUCACCUCCUGGAGUUACCUGAUAAUAUCACUUACAAGAUCCGCAUGGACGUGGACUACGUGCCGUCCACCACGCGACUAAAGAAUCAAUUUUGGAUGCCCGGUCCAGAGAGCAGUUUCAUCGAACACCUCAGGUACCUCCGUGGUUUCGUGCAACUUCAAGACUCCGUCGAUCGUGCGAUCAUCAAGGUGAAGGCUCGUCAAUAUCUCAACUGGAGGACGAUUACGCAACAGAUGCCGUAUCCUUGCUGGAAAUACACACCCUUCCAAACGACGCUCUACGAGUCCCAAGGGUUGCAGGUGUGCUUCUUCUUCGCGUUAAUGAUAUGCAUUGGAGCAGCCGUCCGUCAUAUCGUUUGGGAGACGGAGUCGCAAAAUGCUAUGGUGAUGAGCGUGAUGGGGUUGAAGCCAUGGCGAAACACCCUGGCUUGGUUCAUCACGUCUUUCGUCGAGCUGUCGAUCGUCAUGCUGUCGAUCGCCACGAUUUUGCUGGCCGGCAGGAUCCUGCCGCGAUCGAAUCCUUUGCUGAUUCUCAUCCUACUUUUCGACUAUAUCUUCUCCAUAGUGACCUUCUGCUACAUGAUCUCGACGAUGUUCAGCUCCGCCAGCCUCGCCGCGGUUACCACGAUCGUCAUGUUCCUGUUAACGUACAUGCCGUACGUCAUUGUUAUCGCGAUGGAGGCCGUGUUCGGACUCGGAUACAAACUUUUAAUCUGCCUGAGCAUGUCCACCAGCUUCUGCUACGGCUGCUUGUACGUCGUGCGAAAGGAGGUUCAGGGCACCGGCCUCUCCUGGGAACACAUCUGGGAAGAGUCGAGUCCUGGUGAUCCGAUGUCCUUGGGACUGGUGCUGCUGACCAUCGCGUUCGACGGGUGCCUGUACGCUGUGAUCGGCUACCUCAUCAGCAGAUACACCAAUUCAGGCAGGUGCUUUCACGGUUUGAGGUGCCGUAGCUUGUGGUGGUCCAACACACGUUCUCUCUAUGGCAGGCCGAGCUACCUCGCCUUCGUCAACAACCUCUAUUUCACUAACGACGUUCUCCAUCCUUCAGCCGCUUACCAAGACGACGAGAGCGAUAUCAGCAGUUUGACCGUCACCGAGAAGCAGAUCGGCGUGAAGUUCGAGGGCGUCAAGAAAGUUUAUCGCACCGAGCAGGGUGACGUGGUCGCGGUGGACGACUUCACUUUGAAGCUCUGCGAGGGCGAAGUGACAAGUUUACUCGGCAGAAACGGCGCGGGAAAGACCACUAUUAUCAAGAUGCUCACGGGGAUGGUGGCACCGAGCGACGGUGAAAUUUGCCUAAACGGCGAGGAGGGUUGUAAGCCCGACAUAGGGGUGUGUCCUCAAGACAACGUGCUCAUCGGCUCGCUGACGCCGAGGGAGCACAUGAUCUUCUACUGGAAGCUUAAGAGGCCUGCCGAUGACGCCGACAUGCUGAAGAACGUUAACGACAUGCUGGCAUCCUUGGAGCUCGGGCGUCAAGAACUCGAGCCGGUGUCACGCUUGUCGGGCGGCACACGGCGUCGACUCUGCGUCGCUCUGGCUUUCCUCGGCUCACCACGACUGGUCAUCUUGGACGAGCCCGGCGCCGGUGUGGAUCCUGCGGCGAGGCGGAGGAUUUGGCGGUUGAUCGACCAACACAGAAUCGGCAGGACCGUGAUCCUGUCGACUCAUCACUUGGACGAGGCGGACAUGCUGAGCGACACCGUCGUGGUGAUGCACAAGGGCAAGAUCCUGUGCACCGGCUCGCCGUUGUCGCUGAAGAUGACUCACGGCCGGGGCUACCGAAUGAACGUCUCGUUCCCGGCCGAUCAGCGCGAAGGCAUCGGCAACGAUAAGGCGCGCCUGAAGGCCCUGCGCGCCGUCGUCGAAGAGAUCGUACCGAACUCCACGACGAACGAGCUCUCCGAGUCCGAAUUCGUCGUCGCGCUGCCUUUCCAGGGGAAAAACGGCAUGAACAAUGACAUCGCGCAAACGGCGAAGGCGCUGGAGGACAGCCGUAAGCUGCUGGGAUUCUCGCACUUCUCGCUCGAGUGCGACACUCUCGAGAGAGUCUUCUUGGAUCUGUGCGCGCGAGCAGACAGCGGAUCGAGCUCUAUGAAAGCGAGUCAAGACAGCGUCGUCACUCUGGAGAGCAGUCACUCAGUCGACAUCUCCACGCCGGACGACGACGUCGAUCUGAUCACGUCGGAGAUGUUGUCCAAGCCCUCGCCGCUCCGGCAAAUGAGAGCCAUCAUCAAGAAGAGACUGUGGCAUUUCGCGAGGGACUGGAGGGCGCCGUUGGCCGCGCUUAUUCUGCCGACCAUGUUCGUCGCGGUCGCCAUGGGGUUCUCGCUGAUACGACCGCCGUCCGAGGACGAGCCAGCUCUGCUUCUGACUCCCAAGCUUUACAACACUCACCCGACCUACUUUUACAGCAUCGACGGGAGCAACGAUCCGUUCCUGCAGCACGUGUCUCUGCAGUUGCACGAUCGCUUCGGGGACGAUUACGCUGGCGCCUGGCAAACUUUACCCAACGACACCGGGACCUGCGAAUGCGUAGACGGCCAGCAAAGCUGCCGCGGGGUCUCCAAAGCCGUCGAAGGUCUCCUUCAAACUCUACCUGGCCGACCUACUUUGGACUGGGUCGUCUCGACACAUCAGGAAUACAUAGAGAAACGAUACGGCGGCUGGUCUCUGUCGCACCACAAGGAGGAUCCUCUCUUCGUCGUUUGGUAUAAUAACAAAGGCCAUCACUCGAUGCCGGCGUACUUGAACGCCCUGAACGAGGCAAUCUUCCGGGCAUCCGGGGUGCCCGGCCACUUAACCACCCUCAAUCAUCCCUUGAAGCUGUCGAGCGAUCAGCUGAAUCGAACGACUCUAUUGCAGCACGUAUCGGAUGUCGGCGUGGCGCUGGUGCUCUUGAUAGCGUUCAGUCUGGUCGGGGCUCAGGGAACGAAGGAGUUGGUCAGAGAACGAUUAUCGGAGGAAAAGAGGAUACUCUAUCUGGCCGGGGUUCACCCCAUCACGUAUUGGACGACGGUUUUAAUUUGGGAUUUCAUAGUGUAUGGCUGCGCCAUUUGCCUGGCGGUCGUCGUGUUCGAGAUCUUCGGCCUGUCAACGUACGUGGCGAAGGAUAAUCUUGUCGGUGUCUGCUUGUUGCUAAUUUUAUUCGGGUGGGCGGCGAUACCGUUCUCGCAUCUCGCCGAGAAGGCGUUCGACGACUCGAGCCUGUCCAACAUGGUGCUCUUCUGCGUGAACACCUUCAUAGGUGUGGCUUGCUUGGCUACCAUCCUCGUGCUCGAUAUCGUCGGCAAGACCAAAACCGCCGAAGACGCGAGGAACAUUCUGCAUUACAUCCUGAUGAUCUUCCCGCAGUACGCCCUCGGCGACGCGUUGGUCGAGAUAGCGAGAAACGACAUCACCGCCGAGCUGCUGCAGAGGUUCCAUAUGGACACGUAUCAGUCGCCGCUCGGCUGGAGCCUGCUCGGUGUCCACUACGUCUUCCUGCUCGUGAUCGGUGGAAUCCUGUUCGUGCUGAAUCUGGUGAUCGAGUGUCGGGUCUUUCCGGACGUGAGGAAACAGAAGGUCAGUUACGAGGUCGUUCACGAAGACGAAGACGUUGCCAGGGAGAGACUGAGGGUCGAGGCCGGCAUGGUCGACGACACCCUGAAGACCCUGAAGCUGCGGAAGGAAUAUAGGAGCGUGUACGGGAAGAACGUCGCGGUGCAAAAUUUAAGUUUCGGCGUGCAGGCAGGAAAGUGUUUCGGUCUCCUGGGGGUGAACGGCGCGGGAAAGAGCACGACCUUCAAAAUGCUGACGACGGAGAUCAUUCCUACGGCCGGCAAGAUAGUCCUGCGAGGAAGAGAGAUUGGCGACAGGCCCCUGUGCAACGGCGAGGUCGGCUAUUGCUCUCAGAGCGACGCUCUGGACGGGUUCCUCACUCCUUAUCAAUGUUUGACGAUCCACGCCGAAGUUUGCGGUUUCUGUAACGUUUCCAAGGCCGUCGAGUCGACGCUGAAGAGGUUCGAUCUGCUCAAGUAUGCUCAUCGGAGGGUCGACGGUCUCAGCGGCGGCAACAGAAGGAAGCUGUGCGCCGCUAUCAGUGUCAUGGCACCUGUGGCAGUGGUACUCAUGGACGAGCCUACCAGCGGAAUGGACCCCGCCACGAAGAGUCUCGUGGCACGGGCGGUGCGGCAAGUGACGAGGAACCAGGGGUGCGUCAUACUGACUUCGCACAGCGUCGCCGAAUGCGAGGACCUGUGCAACCAAGUUGGGAUCCUCGCCCGGGCCGGCCUCAGGUGUAUCGGAACGCCGCAGCAUUUGAAGCACAAAUUCGGCGAAGGAUACGUCGCCUUCCUGCGAUUCAGCCAGCCCGUUACCGCCGCGGAGCUUAGGCGAGCCAUCCUGAAAUAUCUGCCACAGGCGAUGAUCUCCUCGAGGCAGGCUACGGCUGCUCGACUUUUGCUGCCACGGAGCCAGGACAUGGCGCUCAGCGCGAGCUUCAACAUGCUGAAGCUCUUGGCCGAGGAGCUUAAGGCCACCGACUACACGCUCACACAGAGCUCGCUCGACCAGGUCCUGGUGAAUUUCUCGGAGGAGCUGGACGACGAGGUCGUCGACGUGACUGUGUUCGGCCAAGCCAGCAGGAACAGUGUGCCCAACAUGUACACCAGUAUGGACACCAUUCACAUGGACACGUUCUGAGCGCAUUCGCUCGGCCCUUCCCGCUGGAGAACCGGAGGAGCAAUUGGGAUUAGCCUAAGUUUCAUGUCCUCGGCGAAGCCUCUGCUGCUCCCUCAGAGCUCUUACGGCUCGCGAGCGCGAGCACGCGGCGAUUUUCGUAGCAAUUGCUGUGACAGUUUGCCUUUUCGUUCGUUCGUUGUCACGACGAAACGCGCAAUAUGAGCUUAAGCGAAUGGACAGAGGGGGAGAAAGGAUGCGCUUUGUGGUCCUCGCACGGCUUUCCCGGGGAGAUUUUAGACGUCCACUCACCCGUGGGCGACAUGAAUUCAGAUUUGGACCAGCUUCCUCAGAGGAGCAGAUUUUAGAAAUGCGCAGCGAGGCGCGAAACGCAACUCGACGCGGCCUCGGAUCUGUAAAUACUUUUUGCGGAGACUUUAAUUUAGCAAGGAUUCCAGAGAGUUUACUAGUAUUCGUAGCGUAGAGUCUCGUCUCGGUUAGUCCGUGCGGUUUUUAGAAUUAUGGAAUUAAGGGAGGUAUACGUAUAUAUAUUUCUUUCUCUUGUUAUUUCUUUCUUUUUUUCUUAAUAAAUGCGAGACGAAAACGCGAUCCUCGCUCCAUUAGUCGAUUGUGAGCUCGUGAUCGAAAUGAGUACGCGAUCGAUUCAGAGCGAUGCACGCUCACUAAUAGGCCUUCGAACGAAAAUAUCCCGCGAGGUUAACCGAGCGGGGAGUCAAAACUCCCGGUUUUUGCCACCGGAUGAUUGCUCAAUCGAUUACGAUCCUGUUUCAGCAAACAGGAUAAUAUUAUUCCCUCGCGCGUCCGCUAAAUAUCUGACACGUGCGUGUAUGUCUCUCGCUCCCUACAACCUCGUACCUACAUAUCUCGUAUGUUUUUGUGCGUGUAUGCGUGUCGAUUGUGUAUAGUAUCGUAGUAGAAAUCGAUGAAGUAUAAAACCUUUUUUUGAUUUAGCCAAUAACAGCAGUCGAUCUCCACUUCUGUCUCAGGACAUCGUGUUUAUUAAUUUAAACAUUAACUUAAUUAUUAAAUUAAACCUCGACGACGUCAUUCAUGAGCACGAGUAUGACAAAACUCGACAUGUCGGUUGUUACUUUAUAUCACUGAUCCUACACAUUCCGUCAGAUUUGAGAGACCAGUAAGGAACUUCGAGGUGUGUGAACAUGACACAGGUUAUCAAUUUUUGACGCUACGAAUGGUCAAACUGCUAAGUGUCGUUUUGAUGAGACUUACAAAAGAACUUAUUUAGGAAUUACUUUUAAUAUUUUCAACCCCUUGUCUACAUUUAAUUUUCUUCCUUCUUAAUUUUUAAUUUCAGUAUGUAGAAUGUUAGAUAUGUAACAAACUCAACUGUAGAGAGAGAGAGAGAGAGAGAGAAAAAGAGAGAUAGAGUAUUAUAUGUAUUG
Harpegnathos saltator (Jerdon's jumping ant) is the source of this 14089-nucleotide messenger RNA. RefSeq names its product lipid droplet defective (gene ldd). Gene Ontology annotation, cellular component: membrane; intracellular membrane-bounded organelle. Gene Ontology annotation, molecular function: ABC-type transporter activity; ATP binding; lipid carrier activity. The coding region runs from base 426 to 12689 and encodes 4087 amino acids. Gene Ontology annotation, biological process: lipid transport; transmembrane transport. The transcript is spliced from 50 exons. The record is from RefSeq and is a predicted model, not a curated record. NCBI's taxonomy places the organism in Eukaryota, Metazoa, Arthropoda, Insecta, Hymenoptera, Formicidae.